Molecule: messenger RNA, 1806 nt
Organism: Sclerotinia trifoliorum
Lineage: Eukaryota; Fungi; Ascomycota; Leotiomycetes; Helotiales; Sclerotiniaceae
Source: the annotation of a GenBank genome assembly
UAAAAAUUAUAUUAUUUGAAUUUGAAAAGCUUCAAAAUUUUAUUGAUAUAAUACUUUUUUCAUAUAAAAUAAACAAAAGUUUUAGAAUUUUUAGAAUUUUUAUUUUCAAUUUUAUAUAACUUUUGAAAAAAAAAAUUUAAAAAUAAAUCCAAAAAUUUUUAAUAAAUUUCAAUUGAUUAAUUUAAUUUUCUUUCAUUUUUUUUUCAUUUUAUAUAAAGAUCCAAAAGGGAUUUGAAAAAGUGAAUAAAUCAAGGUUUUAGAUGAAAAGUGUUACACUGUGCGGUGAGGAAAGUCCAGAACUCUUACGCUGUAGAUCCGACAGAAAACUAAUCAACAAUCGUUCAACAGACUCCCCACAUUAUUACUUCACACCAGAACUACCACUAUGUGGCGCAGUAAUAAUAUGCUUUUAUUAGGGGCUCAGAUGAAUAUCUUGUAUGCUAUAUCCGUGUGCUUCGUACUAGUAAAAUCCAUUCCAAAUUCUCCAACGUUUUCCCACACCACAACUUGGGAAUUGUUGAUCAUGGCUCAUGAUCAGGCUAUGUACUUGCGGCAGGUUCAGUAUCUCUGGUCCUAUGCAUUAUAUCUGUGUCUAAGAAUCUUGACACGAUAUUUACAGAAGGCUAGGUUGGGUAUAGUUGAUUGGUUGACUAUUCCGGCUCUUGUUGGUUUGCCCCACUUCUAUCUAUUUUUCGCACCUCAAAGCGUAAUACUUAUCAUUUUAUGUGAGUAGUUGAUGGUCAUUGGUUGUUCAUUCGUCUUGAUUAUUGGUUUGUUUCCACAUCGAGCAUUCCCUCUCCAUAUUUGAUGCGCUGCUGAGUUUAGGUUUUGAGGCUGAAGAUGUCGACCAGUAGAAAGGUCGCGGUGCUGGCUGUGUUUGGAUUAGGUGCUGUGUAAGUAUCCAUAAAGCAUCGACUUCUAUUGACCAAAAUAAAAGACAACCACUGACUAUUUUUUUUAGUGCUCUCGUAGCAUACAUCAUUCGGCUGGCUUUGUUUGUCAACAUCACUGGAAGUGAGUCAGAGAUUCAAUAUCGACCAUGCGGAAAGUCCAGGUACUCUACUGACAUUGGACAUAACAGUUGCAUCUGGAAAGAUUAAAGAUCCUAAUGUCAAUAACGAUUGUGUGUUCCAAAGCCCUUGCUCCUUCUCUCUGUAGUUGAUAAAACUAACAUGAAAAUGUAGUACUUACCCUACGUUCUCUAUUUUGCUCCAUGUUAGAGUCGGGACUUGCACUUGUAGCAUGUUGCUUGCCUGCUUUGAAUAUUUAGCUGGGCUGCCUCCAUUCCGUUCAAUGAUUGUCAAUUUUCGAAACAUUACUAGUAUCCGGUCUUCAUCUGAAAAUUAUAAAAUGAGCCAGGGAAAUGAUAAUUCUCAAUUCAAAGCUGAAGACCAAUCAUUGGAUUCACGAAAAGCCCUAGUACCCGAGUCUGCUGAUUCUGCCGAGAUCGAGACAUACGCUAUGGGUGAUGUACCAAAGAUUGAUCACGGGAGAAGAGGUGGAAAAGACGGCAUCUGGGUGGAUAAAGUAGUAUAGCAGGAGAACCAUAUCGUGUAGAAUAUUCUGUUAAAUCUGAAGUAGCUAGGGAAAUGUAGUCAAGAUAGUUGUGAAUCCUGAGAGAUUUGGGGAUUGGUUGGUGGAUCCUUAGUAUUGAGACAGAAUAUGAGUGAUUCGGCAAUCAGAAAUCAGGCAAAUCCCACGGGGAAUUUUAUGUCCGAAAUCCAGAAUGUAGUAGGCCGUACAGGUUCUUGCAAGACACUCAAAUUGAUUGGUGUCUAUGCAGCAGAAAUGCAGACAGAUAUGGGG